CGCUGGGGAGCUGCGCGGUUGCACUGGGUCCCCCUGUGCAGCCGCAGGUGCCUGAGCCCGCACGCAGCCCUAACUGGCUGCUCCUGCAGCCGCGUCCUGCUAGGCAGGUGUCUUCUGUGCCCAUUGCUCUUGGCCUGAGGAGUGCGGUCAGCCCCAGCUCCUCGAAUGGAAGCAUCAUUCUGAGAUACCCCUAACUUUGCAGGACUUAUACUGGACAAAGAUGAGUAUUUCUUCCAGCAUCCUGUAACUAGACUGACCAUAUCAGUGCAGACUUUACCAUGGGAGCCAACACGUCAAGCAAAGCACCAGUGUUUGAUGAAAAUGAGGACGUCAACUUUGAUCACUUUGAAAUUUUGCGAGCCAUUGGGAAGGGCAGUUUUGGGAAGGUCUGCAUCGUGCAGAAGAAUGAUACCAAGAAGAUGUAUGCCAUGAAGUACAUGAAUAAACAGAAGUGUGUGGAGCGCAAUGAAGUGAGGAAUGUCUUCAAGGAACUCCAGAUCAUGAAGGGCCUGGAGCAUCCUUUUCUGGUGAAUCUGUGGUAUUCCUUCCAAGAUGAGGAAGACAUGUUCAUGGUGGUGGACCUGCUACUCGGUGGGGACCUGCGUUAUCACCUUCAGCAGAAUGUCCACUUUCAGGAAGACACGGUGAAGCUCUUCAUCUGUGAGCUGGCCAUGGCCCUAGACUACCUACAGAGCCAGCGCAUCAUUCACAGGGAUAUGAAACCUGACAAUAUUUUACUGGAUGAACAUGGGCAUGUGCACAUCACAGACUUCAACAUUGCUGCUCUGCUGCCCAAGGAGACUCGGAUCACCACCGUGGCUGGCACCAAGCCUUACAUGGCACCUGAGAUGUUCAGCUCCAGGAAGGAAACAGGAUACUCCUUUGCUGUCGACUGGUGGUCCCUGGGGGUGACAGCUUACGAACUGUUGAGAGGCCGGAGACCAUAUCAUAUCCGCUCCAGUACUUCCAGCAAAGAAAUUGUGAACAUGUUUGAGACGGCAAUUGUAACGUACCCUUCUGCUUGGUCGCAAGAGAUGGUAUCCCUUCUUAAAAAGCUACUUGAACCUAAUCCAGACCAACGGUUCUCUCACUUGACUGACAUUCAGAAUUUCCCUUACAUGAGUGACAUGAACUGGGAUGCAGUGCUGCAGAAGAGGCUCAUCCCCGGCUUCGUUCCAACUAAAGGCAGGCUCAACUGUGACCCCACUUUUGAACUGGAAGAAAUGAUUCUGGAGUCCAAACCUCUUCACAAGAAAAAGAAGCGCCUGGCAAAAAAAGAGAAGGAGAUGAGAAAAUGUGACUCCUCUCAGACAUGUCUUCUUCAAGAGCACCUUGAUGCUGUGCAGAAGGAAUUUAUAAUUUUCAACAGAGAAAAAGUAAAAAGAGACUUUAAUCAAAGACAAGCAAAUCUAGCCUUGGAACAAACCAAAAACAAUGCAGAAGAGGAGGAUGGCGAGAAUAACAACCUGUGAGGUUUCAUCAUUUUGGGGGGACAGUUCUCCGUACCUGGCCAGAAACUUCUGAUUAUCACGUCCAGAAAAGCUAAGGGCAGUCCUUACCACUUCACACCUCACGACUUACAGAAUGUGAAUGAACAUCCUUCGAAGGUGGCAACACUCUACAGCGAAGAGAGCCCUGGUUCUGAGCUCCUCAGAUCUGAUUUCACCACUAGUGAACUCUGUGACCUUAAGCAAUUCGUUUAACGACUUCCUCUGUUUCUGUUCACUGCUCGAAAGGUAGAGCGUUAUUUCAGAUGAGCUAGCCUUUAGUCUGUUAAUGCCACAGUUCUUGUUCUAAACAGGCUUUAUUUUUAUUUUUAAAUGAAUAUUUGAAUGUA
This is a messenger RNA of Peromyscus eremicus (cactus mouse), 1837 nucleotides long. RefSeq names its product serine/threonine kinase 32A (gene Stk32a). Gene Ontology annotation, molecular function: G protein-coupled receptor binding; G protein-coupled receptor kinase activity; ATP binding. Gene Ontology annotation, biological process: protein phosphorylation; regulation of signal transduction; G protein-coupled receptor signaling pathway. Lineage: Eukaryota; Metazoa; Chordata; Mammalia; Rodentia; Cricetidae. The record is from RefSeq and is a predicted model, not a curated record. Bases 279 to 1472 code for a protein of 397 amino acids. The transcript has 13 exons.